Messenger RNA from Apaloderma vittatum (bar-tailed trogon), 939 nucleotides. RefSeq names its product exostosin-1c-like. The transcript has a single exon. Gene Ontology annotation, cellular component: Golgi apparatus. Lineage: Eukaryota; Metazoa; Chordata; Aves; Trogoniformes; Trogonidae. Gene Ontology annotation, molecular function: acetylglucosaminyltransferase activity; glucuronosyltransferase activity. Bases 1 to 939 code for a protein of 312 amino acids. The record is from RefSeq and is a predicted model, not a curated record.
AUGCAGACCAGGAAGAAAUACAUUUUCCUGACUUUCCUUGUCACUUGGCUCCUGCUUUUCUUCUUUGGAGGAGACCAGCUGCGCCGUUUCGCUUUAUUUUCUGGGAGGAAAGCUGAAGCCCAGAGGAACUGGCCCCACUGGACGGAUCGGUCCCUCCUCAAAAGCUUUGCGGACCCCAAGGAGCUGCAGAGCGAUGGGGACCCCUCGUUGCCGUCGCCCCGGGAGCGGCGAGCGGCGCACCUGAACAUCUACAAGAACAGCAGAUGCCGGAUGGAAACCUGCUUUGACUUCUCCAGGUGUGAGAAGCACGGCUUCAAAGUCUUCACCUACCCCCGGGAGAGUGACCAGCCCCUCUCAGAGAGUUACAGCAAAAUCCUCACCUCCAUCGAGCGCUCUCGCUACUACACCCCGAACCCCGAGGAAGCUUGCCUCUUCAUCCUCAGCAUCGACACGUUGGACCGCGACCAUCUCUCAAGUCAAUACGUCCGUAACGUCGAUGAGAAAAUCCGCGGCUUCCCUCUCUGGAACGGUGGCCGUAACCACCUCAUCUUCAACCUCUACUCGGGCACUUGGCCCAAUUACACCGAGGACCUGGGCUUUGACAUCGGCCAGGCCAUCCUGGCCAAAGCCAGCUUCUACACCGAGACCUUCCGGCCCGGCUUUGACAUCUCCAUCCCUCUUUUCUCCAAGGACCACCCACAGCGCGGUGGAGAGAAGGGGUGGUUGUAUCAGGACUCGAUCCCCCCGAAAAAGAAAUAUUUGUUGGUGUUCAAGGGGAAGCGGUACCUGACCGGCAUCGGCUCCGGCACCCGGAACGCGCUGCACCACAUCCACAACGGGAAGGACAUCAUCUCGCUCACCACCUGCAAGCACGGCAAGGACUGGGAGAAGCACAAGGACACGCGCUGCGACAAGGAUAACGUCAACUACGAAAAGUGA